Molecule: messenger RNA, 1354 nt
Organism: Astrephomene gubernaculifera
Lineage: Eukaryota; Viridiplantae; Chlorophyta; Chlorophyceae; Chlamydomonadales; Astrephomenaceae
Source: the annotation of a GenBank genome assembly
CGAUGUCCUCUUAAGCUCUCCACUUUCGCUCUUGCUCGCGCGUUUUUCCGUUGCAUAAAUUUUGUGUUGUGACAGCUACCGGUAUAUCUUUACGCUUAUCUCUUUUCUUUGCUAUGCCUUUCAUCUGAAAUUGAUGCUUAGGCGCUUUGCCGGAUAUCAGAAGCCAUCCGUUACUGGGAUCGGUGCCCUUGCAACUCCCAUGGCCCCAGGGCACCCGUGCAAGCCUCCCCUUAACCGUUACAAUCUUAGUUAGUCAUGGCGCAAUUGUUGUAAACGAAUUAACGUUUUGCUCUUUAUGACUAUGCCGCUGGUCUUCCGCGCCAGUCGGCAUCCGGAGGGCGAGGGGAUUUCGGAUGACAAAAGCACUACAGGAACCGCCAUCGGCUUUGGCGCUGGCGUAGCUGCCGCAGCUGCUUUCGCUUACGCGGUUCAUAAGGCUGCUCGCCUAAGGUCGUCUGUUGGAACAUCUCAGUGGAAAUUGCACGUGGCUCAAGAUGGGACAGUGCCUGACUUUGAUGACCUGCUGCAGCAUAUUGCAGAUAAGGGCCUGGACCCAGAAGUACGGCCUGAGAUUUGGCCAUUACUGCUGGGCGUGUACGACCCUGGCGAGGGUACGGAGCAGAGAACAAUCUCGUACGGAGAACUGCGUCAACGGUACGACGCACUCUUGCAGCAAUGCCAGGACAUGGAGACCGCCUGUCUGGGCCACAUCGCCAUGCGUCGCAGCACCGCACGCGUGGAAAGCUGUGGCAGCGGCGGCGCCGAUAGCACCACCAUAGCCGCUUCGGGGCCCGCCAGUGCUGAGCUACACUCCGCAAGCUGCGAAGUCGCCUCGGCUGCCUCGGUGGAAGUUGAAAACCACGACGACCGCUUGUCCUUGCGCACGCCGGUAUCCGGCAGUCGCAGCCAGAGCCGUAGCUGCAGCCGGAACAACAGCACCAACGGUUCCUCCUCGGGAGAUGCUACGGCCGAACCCGGGCGCGUCAGCAGCGCUGAACCCACUGCAAUCACCAACGCUGCGGGCGUGGACUCUGCGUGCGUCGGGAGCCCGGAGAAUGGUGCGAGUGGAAGAGGAGGCAGCUGCGCGGAUGCCCUGACUCCUCCCUGCUUUGGCCGUCUUAGUCGCACAGAUGUGCCGCCGUCACUCCGUCCGUACUUUGAGGCUCAGCAGUCCAUAGCCAUGGACAUCAUCCGUACAGACUUCAAGAAGGCGAACUUGCCUGGAUCUGCGAUCUCUGCGAGUUGCACGACAGGAAGUGGGAGCGGCGGUGGAGGCUUGGCGUCGAGUCUCCGUACCUUGAGCUUGUCCAUACGAGCCUGCAGCGACGGCGGCGGCGCUGGUGGCAGCGGCGGC